This is a messenger RNA of Coturnix japonica (Japanese quail), 2295 nucleotides long. NCBI's taxonomy places the organism in Eukaryota, Metazoa, Chordata, Aves, Galliformes, Phasianidae. The record is from RefSeq and is a predicted model, not a curated record.
CAUCAGUGCGGUUUGGUGAGGCGUAGAGAGAGCAGUGACUCUUGCAGUGCUCGCUGUUAGCGCACAUCAUGUCCAAUAGGAAGAGGAAGGCCUCCAGCUCGGAGGAGCCAGUGUGCAUGCUGUGUGGCCGGGCAGAUGUUGACCCGAACAUCUGUGGGCACAUGAUUCAUCAGAGUGGAAUUCACGUCCAUUGGUUGUGCUUGGAUCUUGCCAGCACCGUUAAUGAAGCAAGAGGGACACGGUCGGGAAGUGAGGGCCGCCUCCCUCUUGCUGCCAUCAGACGUGCAGCCAAAGAGGCAACCAGGAAGCAAUGCUGUGUUUGUGGAGAGAGGGGUGCUACCAUCGCAUGCGCAGAGAGAGGCUGUGAGCGCAGCUUCCACCUGCCCUGUGCCCAGGAUGGGGAAUGCAUCACCCAGUUCUUUGGGCAACGCAGGUCCUUCUGUUCGGAGCACCGUCCUCGCCAGGAAGCUCAGGAAGCUCCACCUGAAGGCACCAACUGCUCUGUGCUGGAGCCUGUGGGGGACACUGUGUCCUACCACACCAUGGUGUGUCCAGCGUGCAGACACACCUGGUUCCACCGGGGCUGCAUCCAGCAACUGGCCAGGAGUGCUGGUGCUUUCUGUUUCCAGUGCCCCAGCUGUCGGAAUUUCGAAGAUUUCUUUGUAGAAAUGGCCCUGCUGGGGAUCCGCAUCCCAAACAGGUUGGUGCCCUUCUGCCCACUUAUUCUGACAUAAAGGCUGUUGCGCUGGGCCUGCCCAGGGGCUGUCUUGGCAGGCCUGGGCCUUGGCUGGAUCAUGAGCGUGUCUCCCACCUUCAUGGAGAGGCUGGGAACGGAGUUGGGGCGAACGACAUGGGGAAGACCUUGGAUCUUAUGCUGGAGACACUGGGGCCUCAUCACUUCCCCUCCCUUCUCUUGUAGAUUGCCAGAAUGGGAGCAGAAUGAUGCAUACGCAUCACUUCUGGAGAGGCACAGCCGCUGCGAUGCCAGCGAGUGCCUUUUACCCUGGAGGCAGAGAGCAGGCAGAGAGAACAGGAUCCUGGCAGCUGAUCCUGUGCAGCUCCUGUGCUGCUGAGGGGACCCACCGUCGUUGCUCGCACUUGAGUAACACAGCAGCCAGGUGGGAGUGCAACAUCUGUGCUGGCCUGGGAACUGUCUCCAGUUCUGACACUGAGAGCGACAGUCCCAGCGCUGCCGCUCAGAGGGCUCAGGGGCCAUUCAUCAUCUUCGUAGAGCCUGAGAAUAUCAGCUCGAUGCCUUCCAGCCAGGUAGCACCGGGGACGUCACAGACCUCCCAGCUGCCUGAGCACAGCAACCUGCCUGAGACCGAGCAGGAGACAAGCAGCCCACGUCCAUCUGAGGAUGGGGCUACCUCGGAGCAGCUGCGAGGACGUCGUGGGCGCAGACCAAGAGCAGCCCAGAGGUCUCAAAGUGGUUCCCGAAGAUCCACAAGGCAGAGGGCAUCCAGAACCUGCAGGGCGUCUCCAUCACCUACACGCAGAAGACGUCCCAGGCAGCGAGGAAGAAGUGGCACACGAAGCCGCUCCCCGCUGCAAAGUCGGGCCUCGCAAUCCCGGAGCCAGCCAAGAAGACGCCAUGGCAGCAGGCGAACGCCAGCCUCAGGGGAGCGGAGCAGCACCCGCAGAUCAACAAGAUCUGCAAGAUCAAGAUCCACCAGUUCUUCCAGAGCGCCUGGACGCAGGGGACGGUCCAGGCGUUGAGGGUGAGCCCGCACCCAAAGUUCUCCUCAUCAGAGACAUCGGGCCCACAGUUCCCACAGCUCACAACAAAGAAGCAGCAGGAGCUGGGCCCAACAGUUGAGGCCUUCCUGUGAAUGAAGCUGCUCCCAGGAAAAGCAUCAAAGUCCCCACAGACAGCCACCGAGUCUGCGUAGGAGCAGCCGACUGCUUUUCGUACAAUGGCCUGGGUCAAAAAGGACUACCAUGUUCAUCUGGAUCAACCCCCCUGCUGUGUGCAGGGUCAACAACCACAACACCACACUGCCCUGAGAUACAUCCAGCCCGGAUUUCCAUGCCUCCAGGGCUGGUGCAUCUGCAACAUCAUUGGGCAAGCUGUUUCAGAAUGUGUCACUACCCUUUCUGAGAAAAUAUUCCCCCUGAUAUCCAGCCCCAAACUCCUUGUUCUUAGUUUAAAAACAUCCCUCCUUGUCCUAAUGCUAUUCACCCUCGCAUACUGUUAUACCCUUAUAAUGUUCCCCCUCCUUACUCUGGUCCCAAAAUUCCAUCACAAUAAAGAUCAGAGUUCCCACCCAAAAACAUUUGUUGGCUUCAUCCUUC